Exophiala dermatitidis NIH/UT8656 is the source of this 3408-nucleotide messenger RNA. RefSeq names its product transcriptional regulatory protein GAL4. The coding region runs from base 255 to 3308 and encodes 1017 amino acids. Lineage: Eukaryota; Fungi; Ascomycota; Eurotiomycetes; Chaetothyriales; Herpotrichiellaceae. The record is from RefSeq and is a predicted model, not a curated record. Gene Ontology annotation, molecular function: DNA-binding transcription factor activity, RNA polymerase II-specific; DNA binding; zinc ion binding. The transcript has 5 exons. Gene Ontology annotation, biological process: regulation of DNA-templated transcription; DNA-templated transcription.
CAGUGUCUGAGCUGUCAAAGGGCGAAUGCCCCGCCAGUGUUCAGUGCACACUCAACAUCCCCCCGUAAUCAGGGUUGUGAAUCUAUGGUCUUGAGUCAAGAGAAUUCUACGAAUACGAUCUUUCCAUCGGGUUGAUUCGAGAAAUCUUGCUGGACCACGCCUGUCAUGUCUCGACGGCUGUCCAAUAGCAUCACCAUCUCAGUCUCACAGCAUACGAUGUCCUACCGCAUAAGUCCGUCGAAGGCCGCGCCGGAAUGGACAAACAAUGGAUCCAACACGUCCCUGACGUCCCUCGAGCAAAACGUCGCUCGCGAGUCCAGUCAGCCUGCCAGAGAUGUCGGAGGCAGAAAUUGAAGUGCGAUCAGGAACGACCGUGUUCUUUGUGUCUAAGGGCCGAAGUGCCUUGCGUAUCCGAAUUCCGUCAAAGAAAAAGGAAACGCAUUUCGCUGGAUGAGAGUAAACCACUCGCCGGCCAAACGGAUCAAGAGCCUUCGCAGUCCGAUGGGCCAACGUGCGACUCUUCUGUACCAUGCUUUGGCCAUGCGGACGAUUUCGAUAGCAGAUCGACGCUCGAAGGGCCGUCGGUGUCACCUUCGCGGCACAAGACCGCUGUCAGCGUCGACCUGGUCUCCAGCACAGAUCCUGACGGGUACAAAGAGAGGAUCUCUUCCGCGGGACUUACGCAAGAAAUCAUCGACAACUUCAGCCCGGAAACAGUGCUGGAAAGCUCGACCUCUGCCCUACCAGGAGGCGUUGGGCGGUCACAGCCAUCUCCGGGUAUCGCACGGGAUGAAAUCACGGUAGAAGAACUAUUCGGCUUCGAACUGCCUUCCAAGAGAGUCACGGAUUAUCUGUUGAACGUCUACAUGGGUGCCGUCCAUUGGUUCAUGAUGGUGUUCCACGAACCCACGCUCCGCGCCAGCUACGAAGCGUUCAUGGCGAACAGGAGGUCUCCGAAAUCUCGGUCCAACCAGGCCAUAUUUAUACUGCUGCUGCUUUCGCUCGGGGCGCAUUAUGCGUCAGAAGAGGACGUGCGCGCAAGAUUCCCCUCGUUCAACUUGGACACCUUCCAGAGAUUGUCGCUCAAAAGAGUCGAAGACAGCCUUCACACACUCUACGACUCUGCCGAGAUAGAGUCGGUGCAGGUCUGUGUUCUCCUAGGCUCCUACUACAUGUACCAUGGGCGGCCGAAUCUCGCCUUUGUCAUUCUCGGGGCUGGAAUCAGCUGUGCCCAGCUCAUGUCGCUCCACAAAGAGUCCUCGUGGCGCUGGUUAUCGGAGAUAGCCAAAGAGGAACGUAGACGGACGUUUUGGGCGUUGUUCGUCUUUGACCGUUUUGCAUCCACCAUAUUCGGUCGACCCUGUGGGAUCCCUCUCAACGAUAUCGACGUCAAGAUUCCCGAAAAUAUUGGCGAUACCACUGUCCAGCAUCCCCGCUUCCGCUCGACUGCCACGAUGCCGGACGGGACUGUGGAACCGGUGACGACGUUCUCGUACUCGAAGUACAAAUUCAAGCUAUACCAGAUUUCGUCGCCUAUCAUUUCUGACCUGUAUUUCCACCGCAGCAGCGACGUAUCGGAGCUGGCCAUCAAGGUCUCCCGCAUCAACGAGGAGCUGGUAUCCUGGUUCAACAGUCUGCCUCCAGAAUUGAAGCUGGAGGAUUUGUUCCGCAAUCCCGCCGAGCCAGUCACCGCCAACACCCGUCCGUUCAUGCUGCAGGCUCUGGCGUUGCAAAUUGCGUAUGAUAAUGUCCAGAUCCUGCUCCAUCGACCACUUCUGUCGCAGGACUUGCGAAAAUUCAAGACGUCGGAAAAACCGGCCCGCAGCCAUCAUGACCCAGAAUAUCCCACCGCUAUCGACACAAACACCACCAGCGCUGCUACGGAUACAGAUGCAAACACGAAACUCGAUUCGGAUACUCCCGACGUCCAUCAAAUUCUAAUGUCAAGUCGCGACGCCUGCUGGGACUCUGCAAUCCGUUCGUCCAAAUUGGGCCGAUACCAACAAUGUCUGGCCACUGCGCGCGAGAGCCACGCGUGUGCCUUUCUAGGCAUCAAUCUGUUCACGGCAGGCAUGGUCCUGUGCGUUGUGGCGCUGGCCCGCCCGCUGUCCGCCCAGGCCCAGAUGGCCAAACAGGCCGUGGCGCGCAUCAUGGCUCUGUCACGUUUUUUGUCCGGUAAAGCCCUACUGUCGGCCCAGACCACCAAGAUCCUAAAAGACUUGGUGCAUUUGAUUGGCGAGAAGGAGAUCAAGGCCAUGCUCUCAGGUUCAGGGGCGGCUGCUUCCGGCCCGGGGCCUGGAUUGGCUGCUGCUUCUGUUGAAAAUAAUCAUAGUACUAAUGCUCUUACUACUAAUGAGGAUGUUGAUGGUAUUGGGACAAUGCCUGCUGGUGAUGACGGUCAUAUGAUGGCCAGUCAGCAGCGGAAUCUUCAUCUUGACCGAACCCCCGAUCACCCACAACCUCUCAUGUCGAGCGAGGAUGGACGAGAAAGAAGAUCCACGCAUUUGAGCGGCAGCCGCAACAGCAACAGCAACAGUACCACAAUGCCCCCUCCACCUUCAACGACGACCACCUCCGGCAUUUACGAACAACGUUCUUCUGGUCCAACUCCCGACACAACUUUCUUCUACCCCGGCCAAGGCCAGCAGCAGACCUUGCCAUUGUCAUCGUCGGCGUAUCCCAUCAGCAGUGAGUAUGACGACGACAGUGCCGGAUUCGAUUUUACCGGGUUCGAGACCAUGGACUUUAAUAACGGUAUUAUCACGCUACAACAAGCCAUGUUCCCUGCUUCUGCAAUCACCAGUGCCAGCGCCGCCACCACUACACCGGAUCCUUCUAGCACCGCUACUGCCGGUACGAGGAUGCAUCGUCUCCACCAUAAUCAACACAAUCAUCAUCAAUAUCAUUCAACGACACCAACGACACCAAACAUUCCUUCAGCGUCGGCGGCACCGUCCUCUUCGACAAGGGCAUAUGGCCAAAUCCAAACACAAGCAUGGAACAACACCCAUACACCGUCGGACCGAGACAAUGACGGUGACGGUGGAUACAAUGCCGUCGAUACUGAUCCCGGAUAUAUUCGUCACAACCAUGUCAACAACGACAAUAUCACUACGAUUCACAACCACAACCACAGCCACCAUACUGGUGGUGAUAUCGUGGGGGCCGAAACACAUCCGGACUUGGAUGCGAAUACCGAUGGUGACGGGGGCACUACCAUAGGGAUUCUCGACAGCCCCGAUUUCAGCAUGAUGAACACGGUCGGGCAGACUUGGUUAUGGGAGAAUCUGUGCUGGUUUACAGAAUAGAGUUGACCAAUUAAAUGAAUGGACAGAUAAAGUUAAAAGUAUACUUGCAAUUGAACUACUAGUACCUCAACAAGCAACAUCGAGCACAACUUGAAGAUCG